AUGGCCAGAAAUCAUGUCGAUGCGCAUCCUACCGCAGCCCAUGUGGAACGCGCCCUCAUCACUCCAGCCCCAGCGAUACAACAGCCCGAGCAUGCCUACCAUCGACGGAGGGACAUCAUUGACAGCCUCACAUCCCAGGUCGGUAGCUAUGCGAACUCUUUGUUGAGUGACCUUGGCUCAGCUAUACCGUCGUAUGUCACAGAUGGAAUCCUCCCUAACCAGGUUGAUCUGCCAACCGGCACCCAGGUGCUGAGUAGUGCUGGUGUCAGCAGCACAGAUCUGGAUGCAAAGCCAACACAAGUCCUGAACAUCCCAGGCUAUGGCAAUUGGACAGGCUCGAAUUGGAACCUGAGAGUGCACGGGAAUGUCUAUAAACUGCCGGACAUAUCCAAUAAUACAAUCGACGACCUUGCCAACGUCUUCCUGAUUGACACGAGCGUCGCACAGCUGCAACCUUCCGAGCAAGACAUGGCCCGAAACCUGACGAGAUCUAUAUAUGUCGUUCAGCAAGAUGACGUGAAUGUCACAGUCAAUAUCUUGCCAGGUCCCAUGUUCGGUGGUGAUGGCGAACCACAAGGAGGUGGAGGCCAGACUGCUGGUGGCAUCAACCAGACCACUCAACUUCCAUAUCCCACUACUGAACUGGGAGAUUUUGACGUCUUCAUUCCUGUUGAUUCCAACUCAAACCUGACCCCUGGUACCGGCGAAAUCCCUGCCCAGCGGCUCAAUGUCUAUGCACAAGGUACCGACACGGGAAAUGCCACUUCCUACCUGGUCUCCAACAACGGCUUGACCGUCAUUAGCGACAUCGACGACAUCCUGAGGGUUACCAAGAUCUACCAGCCAAAAGAAGGUCUUCUCAACUCCUUCGCUCGACCUUUCACUCAAUUCAUGAACAUGCCAGACAUCUAUCGCAACUGGUCUCAGAGCCUUCCCAAUAUGCACUUCCACUACCUAACAACAACUCCUGAGCAGGUCACACGGAACUACAUGGACUUCAUCUACAAGACCUAUCCUGGUGGCAGCUUCGACACUCGACCCCUCAAUUUCAGCGACGUUUCCGCAACGCUUUCAAUUCGAAAAUACCUGUUGGACAGAAUAUUCCAAACCUUCCCAACCAGGAAGUUCAUCUUGGUCGCCGAUACCAGCAACCCAGACGUCAUGCGCGAUUAUCCUGAAAUGGCCAAACAGUAUCCAGGUCAGGUUCAAUGUAUCUUCCUCCGAAACACCUCAGCAACCGACCCAUCCAAUCACUUCCCCUACAACACCGAAGGUUUUCAAGACCUCAACCAGCAGAUGUAUAUGUUCUUCAAAGUUCCCGACGACCUCAAAGGUCUAGACAUCGUCAACGGCCAGUGCUACAAUAGCUCCAUCCCUCAGAACGUCACCUUUAGUUACCAAGGACUGCCUUUCGGCCUCUCAACCAGCAACUCGAACACGACUACCAGUGGUGCCUCUUCUUCUAUUGAUACCCCUUAUUUAUUUUCAGCAAAGCACAAAUCAGGUUGGAAGAUUUUUGAAAUUCUGUUGGCUGUGCUUGCAGGUGUAGUAGUCGUGGCAGCAUUGUAG
Messenger RNA from Lithohypha guttulata, 1569 nucleotides. RefSeq lists its product as uncharacterized. NCBI's taxonomy places the organism in Eukaryota, Fungi, Ascomycota, Eurotiomycetes, Chaetothyriales, Trichomeriaceae. The transcript has 2 exons. The coding region runs from base 1 to 1569 and encodes 522 amino acids. The record is from RefSeq and is a predicted model, not a curated record. Gene Ontology annotation, cellular component: actin cortical patch. Gene Ontology annotation, molecular function: phosphatidate phosphatase activity.